CACCCCGCAGGUUGACGUUGCUGCCUUCUCCAACCUUCACCUUCACGCACUGGUGAACAUCAAAGGAUGGCGCCCCUUUCUGCGGGCUCAUUUCACGUCUUGGUGGCCAAGAACCUCAAGGUCCUUCGGCUCGCCAUCAAACAUACGUCCAAGCUUAUUCAAAACCAAGUGUAUGCAUCUGUACGACCUGCGUCCGAAUUGCAACCUGCGUUCGCCCGUCUUGCACCGCGUCAGCCCAUUCACCCAGCGGCUUUCCUUAAGCAGAGUAAACGAUGGUUUUCCAAUCAGGCGUUUAAGACAAUUGCUCGCGAGUUCAGUUCGGGAGCGAAGAACAUCAAAUAUAACCGUGCCUCAUUCCCCAAGUCACGUACCGGCAAUGCUGUCAACUCUUCCACCGGCCGGGCCCCCUUCGCGCACACACUCCGUCCUAAUUUAACCGGUGGCACUCUUGGCCGUACCGCAGGCGGGUACGCCGCUGGAGGUGGACGUAUCGGCGGUGCAAGAUACUUCUCGCAUGGACCUGCAGCACCAGCACAGGUCGUUCAAAAUGUCAAUCAAGCAAUCCGUGCAUUCAUGAUUGGCGGCAAGAAGGCACAAUUUUCCGGCGUCAAUCCAUAUACCGGCGAAAAGCGAUAUCGUGAAGUCACUGAGCUUCAAAGCGAGGCGUCGAAGAAAAUAUCCGCCAUUCCAAAGGCCACGCCUGGAUCAUACAUCGAUUUUGCCGUUAAUCCAACGAUCACUGCCCUCACACCGUUUGGCACCGUCUCCGGUUUUCAGGAGACUGAACAUCCAAAAAUGGACCAUCUGAACACUGAGGGCCUUCUUGACGUCUUGUCUAUUGACUUUUCGCGUGCUUUGAAGGACCUUGCCAUGAUUCUCAGUGACCUGAAGAAGCUGUCGACUCUGGGUGACCUGCCGAUCACAUAUCAAAAUUCCUGCCUUCGGGUGCAUUUCCCUGGCUGCGACGCAGACACUGUUGAACGACUGGCGCUCGAACUAGGUCUACAGCGUGGCAUCAUCAAGCAGGAUCCCGAUUUCGAUGCAUACAAUGGAACCGAAAUCGCUCUUUUGUUUCCAUAUGCUCCUAGUAAGAGCCCAUCCGAGUGCUCUUUUUUUGAGAAACCGGUGAUGCAUCGUAAAGUCGACAAGCUCUGGUGGGAUGACCCCGCCGUCAUACAAGAAACCCCCCCGUCUCCGGUUCUCGGCAACUUACCUACGCCCGAUUUUUCAGCUAUGUCUGAUGUUGGCCUUGAGCUUGAGGGUAUUCCGGACGACAUUCUCAGUGGCAAUCCUUGGGUAUCGUCUCCUAGCGGCUACGAGACCAUUCGAAGCAGUGAACUUGACUCUCCAAGGCUGCAUGGGAAGGAGAGAUCGGGCGCGUCGACACCGUUGGAAUAUCAAGGUAUCGAGGGAAUUUAUCAUUUUAUGCAGCAAUUAGAUGCCGCCGAGCGAAGGGGUUUAUCAGCGUGACUUGCUUUGGCCUCGUGAGAUUGCUGAUUUUAACAUUUAGCGUGGAUUACUUGAUCUCAUCGAUGUAGCAACAGAUCAUGACUAUCAAUCACUCAGUUGUGAUCAAAUCUCCUAUGUAUUAUUAAGGAAAGUCGUCAUUCUCUCUGCAAAUUAUAUCGUUACAACAA
Molecule: messenger RNA, 1637 nt
Organism: Verruconis gallopava
Lineage: Eukaryota; Fungi; Ascomycota; Dothideomycetes; Venturiales; Sympoventuriaceae
Exons: 2
Coding region: 67-1470 (467 amino acids)
Biological process (GO): proteasome assembly
Molecular function (GO): proteasome binding
Source: RefSeq, a predicted model, not a curated record